Messenger RNA from Scheffersomyces amazonensis, 1276 nucleotides. RefSeq names its product Age3p (gene AGE3). The record is from RefSeq and is a predicted model, not a curated record. Gene Ontology annotation, cellular component: Golgi membrane. The coding region runs from base 91 to 1200 and encodes 369 amino acids. Gene Ontology annotation, molecular function: GTPase activator activity. Gene Ontology annotation, biological process: regulation of ARF protein signal transduction; regulation of endocytosis. The transcript has a single exon. Lineage: Eukaryota; Fungi; Ascomycota; Pichiomycetes; Serinales; Debaryomycetaceae.
UCUAAGGUAAUAGACAAGUGACUAUAAAGUGACUAUAAAGUGACCGAGAGGUAACUGAAAUUGAAUUGACUUAUUAUAAGAAUUUUUAAAAUGUCACUUGAUCCUGAGACUCGUAGAAAACUUUUGUUAUUACAAAAAUCUGGAGAAAAUAAGAAAUGUGCUGAUUGUUCAGCUCCAAAUCCUCAAUGGGCAUCACCAAAGUUUGGAAUAUUUAUAUGUUUAGAAUGUGCUGGAAUUCAUAGAGGUUUAGGAGUUCAUAUUUCAUUUGUUAGAUCUAUUACUAUGGAUCAAUUUAAGCCUGAAGAAACUUUAAGAAUGGAAAAAGGUGGAAAUGAAAAAAUUAAAAAUUAUUUUAUUGAUAAUGGACUUGAUAUUAAUUUACCUGCUAAGGCUAAAUAUGAUAAUUAUGUAGCUGAAGAUUAUAAAGAAUUAUUAACUUGUGAAAUUGAAGGUAGACAAUUUGUUGCCUCAGAUCAUAGUGGUAAAUCAUUACCAACUGUUUCAAGUAUAAGUACUUCAAAUAAUACUCCUAUUAAUAAUUCAAGUUCUAAUCUAAGUCAAGAUCCAAUUUCUUCUCGUAGAAAUACUCCUUCAUUACCUAAUGAUCAAAGGGUUAAGAAUGAAGCAUAUUUUGCUGAAUUAGGAUCAAAAAAUGAAACAAGACCUGAUCAUUUACCUCCAUCUCAAGGUGGUAAAUAUGGAGGAUUUGGUAAUACACCUGCCCCAAAAGUUAAUGGUAAUUCAUCAUUAAGUUCAUUUACUUUAAAUAAUUUACAAAGUGAUCCUUUAGGUACUUUUUCAAAAGGUUGGGGAUUAUUUUCAUCAUCUGUUGCAAAAUCAGUUACUGAAGUUCAUGAAAGUGUUAUUAAACCAGGAAUUUCUCAAUUACAAGAAAGUGAAUUUGGUACUGAAGCUAAAAGAGCCAUGGCACAAUUUGGACAAAAAAUGCAAGAAACUGGUAAAUAUGGUCAAGAAACAUUUACAACAUUUACAGGAGAAAUUCAACAAAAGGGUCUUAAUAAAACUUUAGAUCAAAAUUUUGGUAAAUUAUUUAAUGGAUUAAGUGUUAAUGAAAAGAAAGAAGAAGUCCCAUCAGCAUUUGGAUUUGUCAAACCAAAAGAAAAGACAAGUUUACAAAGUUUUUCAAGUGGACCGGCUAAGCAACAUGAAGAAGAAGAAGAUAAAUGGGAUGAUUUUUAGAACUUGAACUUGAACUUGAACUUGUAUUCUAUUGAAUUGAAUUCUAUGCAUAAUAAAUAAUUAUUUAAAUAUUUAC